UAGUUGAGUGGUCUCUCAGCAAUAAUCUUGCAUUCAAUGUCAGUAAGACUGAAGAACUGAUUGUGGACUUCAGAAAGGGUAAGACGAGGGAAGAACCACCUGUCAGAGAAGGAUCAGAAGUGGAAAGGGUGAGCAAUUUCGAGUUCCUGAGUGUCAAUAUCUCUGAGGAUCUAUCCUGGGCCCAACAAUUGAUGCAGCUACAAAGAAGGCACGACAGCAGCUAUAUUUCAUUAGGAACAUAGAACAGUACUGCACAGGAACAGGCCAUUCAGCCCACAAUGUUAUGCUGAACCAGCUAAAUGGCAAAUCAAAAACAACCAAACACUGAUCCCUCCUACCUACACUGUGUUGCCUUUAUGGCAGUUAUUUAGUUUAUAAUAUUUUCGCUUAGUAAUUCGUUUGUUAGCAUUUUGGUUAAAGUUAAGAUUGUUUAAAGUAAAUUCGUUGUCUGUGAUAUAUCAUGGCAUGUGAUGACGUCACAUCCGGUUUCGCCGCGUCCUGUGGGAAAAUACCGGUUUGGAGAAACGGGAAGGAGGGGGCCACACAUGUGCGAGUCCAGCGCAAGAAAGGUUGUCUUUCUACGCAUGAGAAACAUAGUGAGGCAACGCCUUCGGCGUUCCAUUACACCCGAGCGAGAACACUACAGUGAAAAGGCGGCAUUAUCAGGUGUUUCAAUUGCUACAAUGACAACUUGAUCCAACAUCAAAUUGUUGCCAUCCAGCGACAGGGGCAGUAGGGCAUCAUCAAGUAAGGUCGCCCACGCAAGAGCUAAAGCAGAAUUCACCAAGGUACGAGUGCGCUACGCCAAAUGAGAAGCAAAAUUGAAAAUGGAAGCGGCUGCCAGAGAAACCGAAAACUGAAUGGAAAAAGCUGCCAGAGAAGCUGAAAACCAGAAGGAAGCGGCUGCCAGAGAAACCAAAAACAGUUGGAAAGGGCAAGGAUAGCGUCAGAGUUAGAAGUGCUGAUGCUACACCGAGAAGCAGAAGUUGCCAGGGUGGAAGCAGAGUUAAUAGAAGAUGCUGAAGAAAUGCAUGAUCUGGUUGACAUAAAAUCUACUUCAGAAAAGAUCAGAUUGGAACGCACAAGCGACUAUGUCCAAUCUCAAAUAGACUGGAAGAUUCGUUCUUCCUCUCCAUACUUAUACGCUCAUGCCCCACGUCAUGAGGAGUCUCAGAGAGACCCAACUGCAUCACAUCCAUCCGAGGAAGACAAUUUACCCUUGCAACUCUGCAAUGAAUUCAAGAACGAAAGGGCAGAUGACAAAUACUUCUCGACACCAAACUUACCAGAUCUGGCGAGAAGAGAGGCAAAGGCUGAAUUCAGAACAGCAAAUUCCAUAACAGAUGUAUACCCUCGGUCAUAUACCCACCGACAUAUUUCCCCAGGCCGCAUGCCACUUGCAAUUGAACCGACGAGAUCUCGUCACUUCGGGACUGUACCAGUUCGACGAUAAACCUGAAAAUUACCGUGCAUGGUACUCCACAUUCACCAACGCUAUCGACGGAGUCCAGCUCAGAGCAACCCAAGAGUUGGAUCUUAUAGCGAAAUGGCUGGGAAAAGAAUCAUGCGAACAGGUGAGACGCAUAUGCUCAGUGUACAUCAACAACCCCGAGCUAGCCUUAAGCAAAGCAUGGGAGAGACUUCAGGAGGGCUAUGCGGCCCCCGAAAUUAUUGAAGCGGCGCUAUACCGACGUCUGGAAAAUUUUCCUAAGGUGUCAGCCAAGGACCACAUUAAGUUAAGGGAGCUCGGAGAUUUACUCAUGGAGAUUCAAGGCGCCAAAGAAGAUGGCUACUCAACUGGUCUAGUAUACCUAGAUACUCCAUCCGGGAUUAGACAAAUCGUGGACAAACUUCCAUUUGGGCUGCAGGACAGGUGGGUGUCUGUUGCCUCAGAGUACAAAGAAGACCACAAUGGUCGAUUUCCUCCCUUUGAGUAUUUCACUAGGUUUGUACGCAAGGAGGCGAAGAAGCGAAACGACCCUAGCAUCAUGGGUCCAGGAAGCAGUACAAUUUACACCAAGCCAGAUAAAUCCUCUUUGAAUAAUUUCAACAUUAAUAAACCUGUCUCAGUGCUUAAGACUGAAGUCUUUACAACUAACAACGACCCUCGCAAGAAUUGUCCAUUGCAUAACAAACCCCAGCCCCUCAGAAAAUGCAGAACGUUUAGGGAAAAACCCCUUGAAGAGAGGAUGACCCUUCUCAAGGAGAAAAGAAUAUGUUUUAAAUGCUGUUCCUCAACCUCUCACUUUGCUAGAGAGUGUACGAUCGCCGUGAAGUGUCCGGAAUGUGAUAGCACUAAUCACAAUGGGGCCAUGCAUCCCGGCCUGUCACCGCAAACCGACAACACUCCUUCACCCCCACAACAGGAUGGCGGGGAGGAGAGGCUCACUCCAGGACAACUGUUGUCAGCUCGAACUGCACAGAAGUUUGCGGUCAAGCUCAGUCAAGCCGUUCUUGUUCAAAGAUCUGCCUCAUGAAGGUGUACCCUAAGGGAGCCAAAGACAAGGCCAUCAAAGCCUAUGUAAUUCUGGAUGACCAGAGCAAUCACUCACUAGUCAGUCCAGAGUUCUUUAACUUGUUCAACAUUGAGAGUGAGCAGUUCCCAUACUACCUUAGAACUUGCUCAGGCGACAUGGAAACUUAUGGAAGGAAGGCAGAAGGCUUCCAGCUCGAGUCCCUGGAUGGUAAAGUCGUCAUCUGUCUCCCUCCACUCUUAGAGUUCAAUGAGAUUUUGAAGAACCGCACUGAGAUCCCGACGCCAAGUGCAGUGCUACACCAGCCACAUCUCCACCACAUCGCCAAACACAUCCCAGAACUGGAUCCAACAGCAGAAAUACUCCUGCUAUUAGGAAGAGAUGUUCUUCAGGUGCACAAGGUCAGGCAGCAGGUCAAUGGACCACAUAACGCCCCCUUUGCGUAACGCCUGGAUCUGGGCUGGGUGGUGAUAGGAGAGGUGUGCCCUGGCAAUGUACACAAACCGACGGUUAGCACACUCAAGACCAAUGUGCUAGAGAGUGGCCGCCAUUCAAUUUUUCAACCCUGCACAAGUGUCACGUGUAUUAAGGGAGCACGACAAGGCUUUAACAAACGUAAAGUAACUGAUGAGACGCUGGGUCAGUCAGUCUUCACUCAAACUGAGCAUGAUAAUAAACUUGUUCCAUCAGAUCAAGAUGCCAUUUUCUUAAAAACAAAGGACACCAAGGUCUUCAGAGAUGAAGCAAAUAAUGGGGUUGCCCCACUGCCUUUCAGAGAACCACGCCAGUGCUUACCAAACAACAAAGAGCAGGCAGUCAAGCAGUUUACGUCCUUGCAAAAAACCCUGAAAAGGAAACCUGAGAUGCAGCAACGCAUCCGAUUGACCCACGAGGUACUGUGCACACUAAUGGCAGAGGUCACAGCCAUUAUAAAUGCACGACCACUCCUACCUGUGUCUUCUGACCCGGAAAACCCCUUCAUACUCUCGUCAUCAAUGCUCCUUACGCAAAAGGCAGGAGCUCCCCCUCCACCAGGGGACUUCUGCGAUAAGGAUUUGUACUUAAAGCUAUGGAGACAGGUCCAGGCUCUGGCAAAUCGGUUCUGGUCUCGUUGGAGACAGGAAUAUCUACCUUUGUUGCAACACAGACAAAAGUGGACAGAAUCCUGCAGGAAUCUUCAAGUUGGAGAUUUAGUCCUGCUCAGGGACAAGCAAAUCGCCCGCAACUGCUGGCCAAUGGCCAGAAUCACUGCUACAUUCCCUAGCAGGGAUGGACAUGUCAGGAAGGUUGAGUUGAAAACUACCGACCAAGGCGAUGUGAAAAUUUACCAAAGGCCAGUUACAGAAGUCAUUCUACUUCUACCUAAGGACUGAUUAGAGACUGAAGUUUGUAUUAUGUUCAUUGUGACCUUACGAAGGUCAAGCGGGGAG
Messenger RNA from Hypanus sabinus (Atlantic stingray), 3904 nucleotides. RefSeq lists its product as uncharacterized. Bases 1344 to 2477 code for a protein of 377 amino acids. The record is from RefSeq and is a predicted model, not a curated record. Lineage: Eukaryota; Metazoa; Chordata; Chondrichthyes; Myliobatiformes; Dasyatidae. The transcript is spliced from 2 exons.